GUUCCAACACCACAUGGGAUAAUGUCACGUGACGCAUUGCGGAAGUUUUGUACCCGAGUAGCAAUUUGUUGUCUGUUUUAUGCUCCAAACACACUAGGGCGGAUUUAAAGACGAUUUAACACCCCCCAAAACAUGGACGAAUCUGCUCUAUUACUAGAUGAAAUCUUGCUAGCUUUGAUGGACCAGUUGGAGUUACUGGAGGAAAAACGAGGUCGUCUUAACUCCCUCAUCGAGCAGGGAUGGUUUUUCAUUUCCAAGGCACGAUAUUCAAUGGGAAACAAACAAGUGUCCGCUCUUCAGUAUGCAAGUGAGAUAAAGCCACUGGUUGCUGUUCAUGUAAGACAACUUGGUGAUGACAAUGUCGAGUUCUGCACAGAUUCGCCAAAGCACGACAAUGAGUGUUGUAACGCCAAUGCACUUGUUGAAGACAUUGGUCCCAAAGAGGAAGGUGUCAGAAGAAGAAUCAAACCUACAGAAACAAGCAGUGAAAAGAAGACAGUUGAAGAAUUGAAAAAAAGAAAAUCAUCAAAAGAUCUUCCAGACUCAAAAAGUGAACCGAAUCUUCCGCAAAACCCACUUCAGUGGUUUGGGAUUUUGGUGCCACAAUCCCUGAAACAAGCCCAGUUGUCGUUCAAGCAAGUCAUCGAACUGUCUGCUGAGAUUGCAACUCUCCAGGUGCAAAUUUUAAACACCAGAUGGGAGCUAAAGCGAUGUUUUCAGGAGAAAGUGGAGAAAAAGAGAAAAAAAGAGGACAUAACUGCAUGUUAAAAAUGAAUUUGGGGUCAUUCCAUUUCUUUGUUGUAGAUUGUCUUCAUUGUAAAUGUGUUGUUGUUGAAUGUGCUUAAUAAAAUCGAUGAGUCACACUA
This is a messenger RNA of Syngnathus acus (greater pipefish), 866 nucleotides long. It is a transcript of the gene vma22, whose product is annotated as coiled-coil domain containing 115. Gene Ontology annotation, cellular component: extrinsic component of endoplasmic reticulum membrane. The coding region runs from base 133 to 768 and encodes 211 amino acids. The record is from RefSeq and is a predicted model, not a curated record. The transcript has 5 exons. NCBI's taxonomy places the organism in Eukaryota, Metazoa, Chordata, Actinopteri, Syngnathiformes, Syngnathidae. Gene Ontology annotation, biological process: vacuolar proton-transporting V-type ATPase complex assembly.